AUGGUUGUCGGAAACAUCGUUCGGCGCGUGCUUGGGUUAAUCCGGGACGAGGCAGAAGAUGAUAGGGAUGGAGACUUUAGCUUGAGCGAUGCCGGCUCCGAAAGCCAACCGCAGACACCUCGCGGGGGAGACGAUCCCUCUGACUUCCACGGCUCGGAUCGAGGCGCCUCCAAGCCCAUUUCUUCUUUAGCCACCCACCCAGUUUCCAUGUUCAGUCUGCUGUCUCACCCAGAAACCGAAACCUCACUGCCUGGUACGCCAGCGACUGGCUCACCGUCUGGACGCUUACCCGGGCACACUCAGAACAGGGAUAUCCGCGCCGAAGUCUUAGACGGAAUUAACGAGAUCAUUGACGAGUUGGGGCAGGUGGACGAUCAGAUCGCGGCUUAUGCACUGGAUCACAUUCAUUCCAACGAAAUCAUCCUCACACAUACCUCAUCGACGACCGUACAAAAGUUCCUUCUCAAAGCCGCCCACAAGCGGAAGUUCACCGUCAUCCACGCUGAAUCAUAUCCCAACAACCACGAAGCAACCCAUGCGACGGUCAGCGGCACUGCUCCCAACGACGAUGAAAUCCUCAGCACCGAGUCGUUCCAGAAACCGUUGAUCGCCCAUGGUAUCACAGUAAUACUUAUUCCUGAUUCAGCCGUUUUUGCCCUCAUGUCUCGCGUGAAUAAGGUCAUCCUCGGUACGCAUUCCGUCCUCGCCAACGGCGGUCUCGUCGCUGCGGCCGGCACUCGUGUCAUUGCCCGCGCCGCCAAGGUACACCAAACGCCGUGCGUGGUUGUCAGCGGUGUAUACAAGCUCAGUCCUGUCUACCCCUUCGAUUUCGAUUCUUUGAUCGAGUACGGCGACUCAAGCAAGGUCAUUGGCUAUGAGGAUGGCGAUUUGGUAGACCAGAUUGACGUGCAGAAUCCGCUGUACGACUACGUUCCAGCGGAAUUGGUCGACCUCUAUAUUACAAACUUGGGCGGACAUGCGCCGUCAUACCUAUACCGUAUCGUGUCCGACCACUACCGGAAGGAAGACAUCAGCUUCUAA
Aspergillus mulundensis is the source of this 1041-nucleotide messenger RNA. RefSeq names its product translation initiation factor eIF2B subunit beta. Gene Ontology annotation, cellular component: eukaryotic translation initiation factor 2B complex. Gene Ontology annotation, molecular function: translation initiation factor activity; guanyl-nucleotide exchange factor activity. NCBI's taxonomy places the organism in Eukaryota, Fungi, Ascomycota, Eurotiomycetes, Eurotiales, Aspergillaceae. The record is from RefSeq and is a predicted model, not a curated record. The coding region runs from base 1 to 1041 and encodes 346 amino acids. Gene Ontology annotation, biological process: translational initiation. The transcript is spliced from 3 exons.